CCAAGUUUCGGUGGAGGAGGGUUCUUGGGAAAUGAGAAAUUGGGGCUGUAUUAUUUAUAGUGCAAAUAUUUCACCAACUCUCCCCUUUGGACAGCGAAAGAGAAGAAUCUCUAAACCGUCAACUUUCGCGACGCUCCCUCACUCUGAGCUCCAAGGCGUGAAGCGUGGAGGCAAAGGACUACAUAUCCCAGAACGUAUUGAAUCUGACCCGGAAGUUUAACUUCCGCGCUCUGGACAGAUUUGUAGUGAGUGAAAAUUUGCGUAAGAUAUUCAUUUACAAAUAGACAUAAAAUAUACAUAGCUACGCACGAAUGUCUUCUUGCUUCGAUGGGAGUUCUCUUUCAGAAACAGCGGCUUCCUGAGGCGACAGGACACAUUCCGGGACUUGGGGUGGCGUAAGAGUCGUGCUCCAGGUCAGAAGGCGGAGUAGUAGCAUGAGGAUUUGUUCUCUUCUGGAAGCUGAUGGGACCAAAACAUAGGCAGUGCCAAAAGUGGUGACAGAAGAAAUCUUGGGAGAAAGUAAUUUUGUCUCCGACUUGGGACAGCUGCUGGGAACACCAUGGCUCCUGUAAAGAUUAGCCACGUGGUAUCAUUUUCCUCUCAGGAUCCCAAGUAUCCUGUGGAGAACUUGCUGAACCCAGACAGUCCAAGGGGACCUUGGCUCAGCAGUCCUCAGGACAAGAGUGGGCAACUGAAAGUAGAACUCCAGCUGGAGAGGGCAGUGCCCAUUGGCUACAUUGAUGUGGGUAACUGUGGCUCUGCUUUCCUGCAAAUUGAUGUGGGCCGUUCUUCCUGGUCCCUGGAUAGACCUUUUGUCACCCUGCUCCCUGCAACCAUGCUAAUGUCCCUAGCCGACUUAAAGCAGGGGAAAAACCGCUCAGGCGUCCGCAUGUUUAAAGAUGAUGAUUUCCUGGCGCCAGCCUCAGGUGAGUCAUGGGAUCGACUUCGCCUGACCUGCUCCCAACCCUUCACACAUCAGCAGUCUUUUGGCCUGGCCUUCCUCCGGGUGUGUUCCUCCCUGGACUCCUUAGAUGACCCUGUGGGAGGUCCCUCGGCCCCUGAGAGCUCUAGACUGAGCCAGGGCUCUGAUGGUCAGGAGUCUAGUCCCAGCCCCUGGCUGGCUAAUCCUUCCAUUCGGAGGACAUUCUUCCCAGAUCCCCAAACGAGCACCAAGGAAAUUUCAGAGCUUAAGAAUAUCCUAAAGCAGCUGCAGCCAGGGCCUUUGGGCCGUUCAGCCCGAAUGGUGCUUUCAGCUGCCCGGAGGUUCCCCCCCACAAGCAUGGCAAGCAGGAGAACCAGCCCUUCAGAACCAGGUCCUAGUCAGCCAGCCAGCACAGAUUUAAUGUGUACUUCUAACACAGAGCUCAGACCAGAGGAGCAGAACUCAGAGAAUCAUGUGGGCAGGACAAAGAGACGGAAAGUACAAGCCCGCAGGACUUUAUCCAGCUCGAACUCACGGCCCAACCAGCGGGGGAUGGCAAAAGCACGGCAGAGAGAAUGCCACCGACGCCAGGCCCAAAGCAGUGGGGUCCAGAAUACUGCCCUGUGCCCCAUUUGUGCAGGCUCCUUCAGUGUUGAGGUUCUUCCCCAGCACGCUGCCACGUGUGGAGAGAUCUCCCCACCUCAGCCAGCCUCUCCCUCCUCAUCACCAUCUUCGUUGCAGUCUGUACUGUGGGUAUCCUCCCCAGAGAGCUCACCACCUGCUUCCUGGGUCCAGUGCCCUCUCUGCCAGUUGUACUUCUCAGCAGGAGAAGUAGAAGAACAUGCCAGCAUGUGUGGGGAGACUCCUCAGACAUGAGCCAUGAGGUGCUGUGGUUUUGGUCCCCCUGCCAUCUGUGACUAACACUGGGGAGUGGAGCUCAUGACAGCUGAGAAGAGCCGAUAAGGGCAAGCUGUCCUCUCCCCUUCUUUGCACUCAUUCCCUCGGUACUCUGUUUGAGGGCACCUCUGGGCCCAGCCUACUCUCUACUCCCAGUUGUCAAGGCUGCUGUCACCAUGGCACCCUCUUCUCCCAAGACAGCUCCAUCCUUUUCCCCUCUGGAACUUCUGGGGUAGAACUGGUGAUCUCUCUAGGGCUUUGGGACAUAAUCCAGAACGCCUUCCUCUCAGUGAGUGAUGCACAUCCUCGUGCCCAUUUUCCUGGAAGGAAAACUGAGACUGAGUGAAAUAAAAGCACUGCCUAGCAGAUAAGUCUUGUGAUAUA
Molecule: messenger RNA, 2203 nt
Organism: Lontra canadensis (Northern American river otter)
Lineage: Eukaryota; Metazoa; Chordata; Mammalia; Carnivora; Mustelidae
Gene: XNDC1N
Product: putative short transient receptor potential channel 2-like protein
Exons: 10
Coding region: 560-1798 (412 amino acids)
Biological process (GO): base-excision repair; single strand break repair
Cellular component (GO): nucleus
Molecular function (GO): damaged DNA binding
Source: RefSeq, a predicted model, not a curated record